Messenger RNA from Wasmannia auropunctata (little fire ant), 9681 nucleotides. Its product is annotated as maternal protein tudor. The record is from RefSeq and is a predicted model, not a curated record. NCBI's taxonomy places the organism in Eukaryota, Metazoa, Arthropoda, Insecta, Hymenoptera, Formicidae. Bases 449 to 8551 code for a protein of 2700 amino acids. The transcript has 12 exons.
ACAUCCGUGCUCGUUUCGCGUUCCAUUCGUUAGCCGUGUUUUUUUCUUCUCCCCCUCCCCGUUGGAAGUUGCAGCAGCACGUAUUCGCGACAUUCGCGUGUGUGUACAUCGUCGAUCGGAGUGUGUGCGUUGUAUACAACGCGUUUUCUGCUUUUCUCUCUCUCUCUCUCUCUCUUUCUCUCUCUCGGUGAAAAGGGUCAACAGCAAGGGCACGAUUGAUUGUUUCGACGAUCGUGUCGCGCGGCUCCCGGCGACGUGAAAAGGCGGGUGGGAGAGGGAGAGGAAAAAAAAAAGAGGCUUGAUGAAGUGGAACGGACGGCGCUCGCGAAUUAUUUGGCAGAUGUGAAACACGACGUCGAUUCAAGGGCAUCCGAACGACGGAAGCGAGAGAGGUAACGAGGCACGAGGGCGGUGUGUGAGCACACGUAUAGGCGUUCGGUCUGAGAAAAUGUUGCCAGAACGAGCCAACAUGACCCAGCAACCGUCGUCCUCCGAGUGCUUCAUUUUCGUCACGCACGUGGAACCGGACGACAUUUACCUGAAGAUAUGGGGCCAGGUGGACAAGCAGGCCGCCACCGCCAUAGAGCACUACAUAUAUCCCCUGAUAGAUCAGUUCAAUCAGGGAUACGGCUGCCCCACCAAGGCCAGCAGACUGAUCCCCGGCACCUUGUGCUGCGCUAGAUUUCAGACCGAGGGCUAUUACCGGGCGAAGAUACUCAAUGUGCGUCCCGACGGCAUGAUUGUCGUGCACUUCAUCGACUACGGCAACGUGGAGGUACUGUUGCCGAAUGACAUCCAUCUCUUGGACAACAUACGCGGAGCCGAGCCUCUGCAGGCUUACGGACCAAUGGCAGGCGAAUUUACGUUGCUCAACGUAUUGCCUGUGAACGGCGUUUGGGAAAAUAGAACGAUCGAGACUAUCAAAAAGACUAUUUGUUACAACGAAUACAGAGCGUUGAUUCAGACGCUGAACAAUCAUCGCCUGAUUAAAUUGUGGUGCAACAAUGAGGACUUGAGCGAGUUGUUGGUGAAGGAACGUAUAGCUUUACCAGCCACUUUACAAGACAUGUUUAGACCACCAAAGCAGAUGCUGCAAUCUCGAAUGCUUCAACAAAUGCCAUAUCAGCAACAAAACAAGGGCAAUAUAAAUAACUUUGCAGCAAUGCCAAUGGUGCAAAAUCCAAAUAUGAAUCAUAAUGCCAAUGUUCAGGGGUUGUACCACAAGACUUAUUCUCCCGAUGUGAAUCAACCCAAACAUGUCGCUCCUGCGCCGAUAAUGCAGCAUCCGCCACCGCCUGUCCAUCAAGAAGCACUCGUGUUUAAGUCGCGGGUAUUAGACGUGGGCUCACAUCACGAAGUGCUGAUAUCGCACGUCGAAGACGGCCCGCACAAAUUUUCCGUACAAGUUGAAACUGCGAGAGAUAUACUGACGCAGCUUAUGACCGAGAUAAACAACCAUCCGAAGCAACCGUUGCAGGAGCCACCGUUGCCGGGAUCGGUUUGCCUGGGACGCUACAACGACACCGGUGGCGAGAGGGUGCUGUGUCGUGCGGUUGUGAUGUCCGUGAUGGAGCACAAGUGCAAGCUGUAUUACGUCGAUUUCGGUCACACGGAAAUUUUGCCGUAUACAGACAUUUUCCAACUGCCGCCCAAGUAUAUCAAUCCCAAGGUGUUGUCGAUUCGAUUCACUUUGAGCGGCUUGAAAGAACUGAUUAUCUCGCAAGAGAUGAAGGAGUACUUUAAGCAACUGGUGUACCGAAGAUUACUUGUUCUACACGUCCGUCCACCGGAGGGGCCGCCGUUGAUUCAAUACGGUGACUUGUACGAAAAUGGUGUCAAUGUAAAGGACAUGCUGAAGAAAGCAUUCCCGGCGCCAGUUGCGGCGGUGCCGAUAACAUAUUCCUAUCCGCAAUUACGACGACUGGCAAAAGAUUUCCAGGAAGUUGUGCAUGUCUCCUAUGUGGAGUCGUGUAAAAAAUUCUUUGUGCAACUUGAUAGCGGGAUUAAGUCCCUCGAGUCGAUAAUGGCCGGCCUGACGCAGUAUGCGAAAACUGCGUCUACCUUAAAUAUAGCACAAUUGAAAGCAGGACUACCCUGUGCCGCUCUAUACGAGUCACAAUGGUACCGUGCACAAAUCCUUGGCAUUGUUGGAGAUAAAGUCAAAGUAGUAUAUGUUGACUACGGAAACGAAGAGGUACUACCUGUAAUAUCCAUUCGUGCAAUUCAUGACGAUUUAGUAACGAAAUUGCCUGCGCAAGCUGUAAAGUGUGCAUUGAAUGGCUACGAGGUGCUUUCAUUAGAUCAAGAAGAUUCUAAUCGUUUCGAAAGAUUGACACUUGAGAAACGUUUUUACAUGAAAGUAGUUGCUGCACAACCCAAUGGCCUAUUAGUCGAUUUAUACGAAUUUGACACGAUGAGGAGCGUUCACCCUCAGUUACUGAAUAAUUUGUUCUGCGAUAAAGAAAAUGCUACAACAUGCUCACGAAAUGAAGAAGUUCAGCAUCCUGUAAAGACAAUGAAUGAAUUCCAGAGUGAAGAUAAAGAUAGAUAUAGUAAAAAAAGUAACAUGGAGUCAUGGCGUAACCAAAACGCUAAGCCCUUCCAAGAAAAUAAAUCGAAUUGGAAAAGCGAAUGGUCUCAAGAGAAACAAUACGAUAAUAAACGUGAGAGAACCAGUUUUCAUCGUGACGGUUCACAGAACGAUCGGUUUAGAGAUAGACCAACAAACAAUAGAUUUGAUAGAGAUAAAUCGUUCAACAAAUACGAUGAGGGUGAUGUAAAUACAUCAUUUAAUAGAGGUAAUAGAGGACCUCCUCGCGACAGUGGAAAUAGAUUCGCUGGCAAUGAAAGGAGACACAACCGUAACAAUUCGUUUGAUAAAGCAAAUAGUGAUAAAGAUUCGGAUACUUCGUCUAAAAGUAAUGAUAGGCGAGGGAAAGGUGGCUUCAAACGUAAUGGUUUUAACGAUAACCGAGGAGGAAGCCGCGACGGUGGAACGCCGGGCAGAUGGCAGACUACGAAUUGGGAUGACAAGAAACCAGCUUAUAAAGCUAAUUAUAGGAACGAUAAAUUUAAUGGUGACAAUGACAACAGCAGUAAUAAUUUCAGAAAAGAGGAUAAUACAAAUGAAGUUUUGUUCAAUCAGACAACUGAUAGUGAACCUUGGGAUACAAAUGGCGCUAACAAAAGGCUACAGGACAAUAUUACCGCUGUUGGCGGAAAAUCCCAACUUUCAUUAAAGAAGAUUGAUAUUACUCUUGGUUCCGUGAAGAAUUGCGAAGUUGUAUUCAUUAACAGCCCAUCGGACUUUUUCGUUCAGUUAAGUCCCGACUGCUUGGAGUUGGAUUCUAUUAUGGAAAAUAUUGCUGCGACUUACGAGAAUGGUGGCGAAACGAUGCAAGCCUCCGAGAUACAAAUUGGUACAUAUUGUGUCGCUCAAUACUCAGAGGAUCUCAAAUGGUAUCGAGCGGUAAUCAAAUCUGUAGAAGAGAAUAGCGCAACCGUGGAAUUCGUCGAUUAUGGAAAUACAGAGUUAGUCGACUUAACGAACAUCAAGGUCAUUUUGGAAGAUUUUCUAAAGCUGCCGAUGCAAGCGGUACGUUGUAAAUUGCUCGGAUUGACAAAUACGGGCAAUGAGGAAGAGCAACAUGCGAUUUUCGUGGAGAAGGCCGACGGGAAGCCUUUACAGGUGGAGUUUGUCUCUGAAAAAGACGAGAUGUAUGAAGUACAAUUGUGUGAAGUUGUUGACGGUGUACCGAACACUAAUUAUAUAAACGAGGAGUUUUGCACAAUCGCAGAUUUAACGAAAGCGAAACAAGUUGCGACAAGUAAAGACACAUUUGAAACUACGACUGUGGAAAUCAAAACAGCUACAGAUUAUGCUUCGCCUGAUUUCAAGUGGCAAACAAUUUUAUUCGAGUCUGAAUCUAAACAUAAUAUAGUCGUGACAUGGUUUAUCAAUCCUAAUAAGUUAUAUUGCCAACUGUUAUCUAAAGAAGCCGAAUUUAAGGCAAUGAUGAGCGAGAUUCAAAAAACGUAUGCUGGUAGGAAACCUGUGACAUAUAAAUUGGAGAUUGGUUCAGCAGUUAUAGCUAUAUUUUCCGAAGAUAAAGCUCUGUAUAGAGCGGAAGUUAUAAGUAUUGAUACGCGGAAGGAUGCAUACAGAAUUCAGUAUAUAGAUUUUGGAAAUUGCGCAACUGUACAUCGACAUAAUAUCUAUCCCGUCGAGAAGAAAUUCAUGCAGCUACCCAAAUUAGCAGUGCAGUGUUCCUUAAAAGAUAUAUCUAAUUCGAAUUGGCUUAAAGUGGAUAAUAACGCGCUCGACAGUUACUUUAACGCCGACAAAUACGAAUGCAUAUUCCACAGUUUUAAAGACGAUCAAUAUAUAAUUUCAUUAAAUAAUAAUGGACAAGAUGUGGGUGAUAUGUUAGUACAACAAAAUCUUGCUAUAACAACUGCAGUUGAAACAACCGGUGCUACAGAAACAUCUAAUGUAGAAGAAAAAAAGGUCGGUGAAGUAGAGAGAGUAGAUAUAAGUCUAUUGAGUGGCCAAACUCUCAAAAUGAGAAUUUCUAGUGUAGAAAGCACAGUUAAGUUUUAUAUCCAGCUUCCAUCUGCUACAAAAUGUGAAAACAUUGUUAACCAAUACAUGACUGAUAAAGAUACAGAGGUGAUGCCGCGAUUAUCGACCCGCGAGUUGUGUCUCGGCGCGGGUUGUUUAGUCCAUUCAAAUGGAACGUGGAGGCGAGCUGUAGUGAUUAACUGCACACGGUCCGCCGAGUUUGACGUAAAGCUCAUUGAUACCGGGACGUACGAUGAAAUCCUGGAUAAUGCUUUGGCUCUACCUGGAGAGCUCGCGGUAAUGCAGAACCAGGCGUUAGAAUGCUCUUUGCGAGACGCGCCGCCCGACACGUAUAAACGAUUGAAGGAACUUGAAGGCAAAGAAGUAUUAAUCCAUGUGGAAGAAGUCUACAGUAGCAGACUUAUCGUAAAGUUGUAUGAUCUACUCGGCAACGGGAUAAUGAAUACUGAAGAGACGACAUCACCCGUAUGUGCCAUGCCUAUUCUAAGUUCAACUCACAGCGUCUCUGUGUCGUACGCGGAUCAUCCUACCAACAUCUGGUUGCAACGGUACGCGGAUGUGGAGAUUGAGACUAAACUGUCGGAAGAUCUUCAACAAUAUUACGCCAGCUCUGGACAAAAACUCGAGCCGGCGAUGCAUCUGUUAUGCGCGACGAAGUAUUCGGACGACGGCCAGUGGUACAGAGGGAAAAUUAUUAGCCUCACCGAAACGACGGCCUACGUAAGUUACAUUGACUACGGCAAUACCGAGGAAGUUGCCCUUGAUUCGAUCAUGAUUUUGGAACCGCAAUUUUACGAACCCCAUCAAUUGGCGAUAAAAGUAUCGUUAUCCGUGUCUCUCACUGGCACCGAGGACGAACAGAAAGAGAUACUGCAGACUCAUUUGAUGAAUAAAGAACUCGUGGCUGUAUUUUACAACGUGCAUGAAAAAUGGAUCGUCGAUCUAGCUGAAAACGGAGAAAAGCUCAGCGAUAAAUUCCGCUCGUUGAAUCUAGUGAGAGAAGAACAAACGGUAUCUGAACCGGCUUCUCAACCAGCAUCUGAUAAACACGAAACAGCAACACCUGAGACAGCAACACCUGACAGGUUCGACGUAUGCAUAUCUCACGUGGAUUCUCCAAGUCAGUUCUGGCUGCAUCGUAUGGACAAGAUUACACAUCUUAAUGAAAAACAGGAGCAACUUCAGCUAGAGGUUUCCGAAUUUUCAGCGAUAGAUGGUAUACCGGAAGAAGGAGCUUUGUGCGUGGCCGUUUACUCGAUUGACGAUCUCUGGUAUCGCGCGGAGGUAUUGGACGCGGACGAAGAUAUUACGACUGUCCGAUUCGUAGACUACGGCAAUACCGAUGUCAUUGACAACAAGACGAGCAACAUUCGACAGAUACCAGACGCCUGGAAGAGCCUAGAGACAUUCGCGUUGAAAUGCAGACUCGACGUUAUUCCUGUCGACACGGAGGAUUGGAGCGAGUUGACUUGCGAGAGGUUCAAGAAUUUGGUGACGUCAGUGGAGAGUCUUCAGGCUCUGGUAGUAGCAGAUACCACGCCUAAACGCGUAGAGCUGUUUAUAAACAACAAGAGCGUCAGCGAGACGUUGGUCGAGGAAAAGCACGCAAUCAUAAUUAACAUCGAGCAGGAGCCCGUAGAUGAGAUAGUCGACCUUGAACUGGAUCCGCAUUCGGCCUUCGUGUGUCAUAUCAAUUCGCCGAGCGAGUUUUGGGUUCAGGAAGAGAAGUCUGUUGCUGAUUUGGAAGUGAUGGCGGACAGAUUCAUGGUCGCCGACAUGUUCCCGAAGAUCGACGACAUAAACGAAGGUUUGCUGUGCGUCGCCAAGUAUCCCGAGGAUGAACAAUGGUACAGAGCGCGCGUCGUCUCUCACGACGAGAACGGCACGCAAGUCAUAUAUAUCGAUUACGGAAAUUCGGCGAUAUCCACCGAGAUACGUGCCAUUCCAGAAGACCUAGCGAGUAUAUCGCCCUUGUCGCGAAAGUGCUGCUUGGAGCUGCCGUCGCAAGUCGAGGAAUGGUCCGAGCAGGCGCGCGAAGAAUUCGUUAAAUUGGCCGCGGACGGCGCGACGAUUUUCAUUCUGGACGUACUGAAGGAGCAAGAGACGUCGUUGGUGAAACUGACGUUGGAUGGUCAAAAUGUCGCGGACAUGCUUGGCAAUUUGUGCGAGCGAAGUUCCUCGCCGGUGAUCGAGGAGAGGCUGCCGCCGCUCGGCGAGGAGAACUCGCCGAAUGUCGUGGUCAGUCACAUCAACAGCCCGAACGAGUUCUGGAUUCAAGCCGAGAGCAGUAUAAGCGAGCUGGAGGUGAUGUCGGAUCGCCUGCGAGACGCGGAGAGUUUCCUCGUGUUGAAUAGCUUCGACGUCGGCACGGUUUGCGCGGCGCGAUACCCCGAGGACGGCUAUUGGUACAGAGCGAAGAUAAUCGCGCGUUGUAAAGAGAGCAUGGAGGUCCUGUACAUGGAUUACGGCAAUUCCGCGGUUACGGAAGAGUUGAGAGUGCUGCCGGAGGACAUCGUGAAUAUCCCCAUCUUGUCGAAACGAUGCGCGUUGGAGAAGCCGAGCAGCGUUGUCGCGUGGAGCGAGAAGGCUUGCGACAAGUUCAAGGAACUCGCCGCCGAAGGCGCCACCAUGUUCCAGUUCGAGAUCCUCGACGAGAACGACCCAAUGCACGUUCGAUUAAGCCUAAACGGGACAAAUGUUAUUGAUCUUUUAUCCGAGUGCGAAGACAUUCCAAAAGUGACCGAAACGAAAGAUACUGCUCCCGAUGUGGAGAAACAAGAAACGGUAUUACAUGAGCCUGAACAGCCUGAGCUAAUAAAUGAUAAGAAAGCUACAGAAGAACCUAUACUCAGUCAAACAGAUAAUCUGGAAUGUAUCGAUCAAAUGGAGAAGCCCCUUCAAAUUAAUGGGGCAGUGUUUAACGGAUCGAUUAAAAACUCUGAUAUAAAUGGCGAGGAUCAACAAAUCGCGAGCGAAAUCGAAGAGAACGUCGACAACGGUUCUGAAGUUGCAGUUGAUGAAUGUACUUUAACAUUGAAAAAGAACGUGAGCACAGAAAUGGACAAGAAUACCGAUGUCGUUGCGAACGAAACGAUUUCUAGUGCAAGUGCAGCUAUUGUAUCAUGUCAUCAAAUGACCUCGUCCGGUGUAAUGGAACUUAGCGUCGACGAAAUUAUUGAGCAUAUGAUAAAAGACGCCACCGACGAGCUAGAGACGCAAAAAAUCGAUAAUGCAGAUUCAUUGAAUGCAAACGAAACGCAACAGAGCGUCGCAACCAACGCGAAUGAGCCGGAGCAGCAGGAGCUACAUUCUCAAGUACAUAGAUAUCAAACAGAAAUAGAUAAUGAAGUUUUAGACGCACAGAUUUUAGAGACUGUAGAUACAAAAAGAGACAUCGAGGAUUUAGAAUCGAACAAAAUUUUAUCUGUAACGACUGAAGCACAGCCUCAGGGCAUUGUGCAACUUGAUGCUAGUCAAGGCAUGCAGGAAGAACAAGGAGUAACUAAGAUGGAAAAUGGUGCAAUCGCGUCUUCGAAGUCCAUUUUAGAGAUGGAAUCGUGUUUGCUGUCAAGAGAACAAGUGAAUCUCGAGCAGAUUCAAGGGCAAGGUUUAACGGAGAGCGAAAUCAUUCCUGAAAGUACAAACAAUAAUGGUUUGGAGACCCAAUCUGAGAACGCAGAUUCUUCCUCGGCGAAAUUGUUGCCCGCCGUUAAGACUGACCCAAUUGAGCAACGUAGUCCUUCAGAAGUACAAUCGAAGGACAAGGAUGAACUUAUUUCCGAAGGCGAGCCGUCUAAGCGAAGCGAAACGGAAACGAAACGUUGUUUGACACCAAAGACAUCGCACUCGGAGAAAAUCGUGGCUGCAGUCGUGAAUCCCUAUGUGCAGCCAGUCCUCGACAGUGCAAACGAAACUGACGAGGUACUUAGCGUUUCUGUAGAGGACAACAUUCCUAAAUAUAUGGUAUAAUUUUAUAACGUAGCGGUUACGUAUUGCGAAUUUAUAUGCACACACCCAUUAUAUACGUACAUGUAAAUUUACGGUAUAAAAAUUCGAACUUGUAUAACGCAGUUUUUUCAAAAGAUCAUUUUUAUUUACCGUUUUCUUAUGUUAUACAAUACAUAAUGUAUAUUUGAAAGAGUAUAGCCAUACGUUAACGUGUAAAACGAAUCGUUAAUUUAAAUUUAAUUUUUGUUUUCUCCUUUUUACAAACGACACAAAUAUGCCGCGUUUCUCAUAAAUUUACUACAUGUUGCUGCUACAGUACGCGUCACGCCAAAUAUGCAACCAAAGAUUAAUUUACUUAAUCGAUAACCGAAUUAUUUAUGUUAAAUGAUGAUUACUUUGUAUUAUGAUUCAAAUUAUAUUGCCUGAUUAAGUCAAUAACUUUCCAAUUUUUUGCUUUCAGUUUGGGAUAACUCUUUUUCAAAAAGCAGUGUGAAUAAUGUAUAAUUUUUAGACAGCUUUAUUGCAAUUAUACAUUAUUCACACAAACUGCUUUUUUUUACACAAGUAUAAUAAGCAAUUUACAGUUUUUACUUGUUUGACAUAUUUGAUAAUCAUAACAAAUGUUUGGAACAAUUUUUAAUGCUACUCCUUCAGAAGUGAAGUAUAGUGAUUAUUUUUUGUUCUCAACAAAUGCACAAUUCUGUAGAAGCAAGUAACAUGUCUACAAAUUAUUUUCAUAUUUAGCAGCAUUAUAAUUACGCAGCAUAUAAAAUGGUAGUGUCCAAACGUGUAUGCAACGUAUGUUUUUGAAGCUUUAAGCAUUAUAUGGUAAUAAUAAAAUUAUCCUAAACGAUUAUCGUAAGAGAGAGAAAAGCUGCUUCUUGUGUCGUUACUAUGUUAUGUACAUUUUUCAUAUAUAUUAAAACUAUACAUACAUAUAUAUAUAUAUAUAUUAUAUAUAUUAAAAUCAAACGUGAAUUGUGAAUUCAUUUCGAAUCCUAUGCCAUGUAUUAUGUAGUUCUUCCCGUUUCUUCCUAUAGUUCUUUAUUAAUAUGUAUAACAUUACGAUUAUAGUAGUUGACAGGCAAAGCUGUAAAAAUUUGUAUUUGUAUUCUGCUAAAAUAUAUUUUUCUAAUAAAUAUUUCAAGGUA